Cinara cedri is the source of this 24986-nucleotide messenger RNA. NCBI's taxonomy places the organism in Eukaryota, Metazoa, Arthropoda, Insecta, Hemiptera, Aphididae. The record is from the annotation of a GenBank genome assembly.
ACACACGAGAGCUUCAGAGUUUAUUUAUUUUAUGUUAUUAUUGUUUUUUCUUUUUUUACCGGCCGUGUCGUAGGUACACGCCGCGCGUAUCGCCCGUAAAAAUAUGUUUACGUCGACCAUGUGAGCCAGUGCCGAUUCCGGUUUUUCGCCCGUAAACCGACCGCCGAUUUCCGCCGUGUUCGACGCAAUAUUUCCGGGUUACGAUUUUUCGGACAAGCCGCGAAAGUGGCUCUCUCGGUGACGGCCGCUUCGUCGGCGGCAUCAGCCGUGUUCUCCGAGAGCUCGGGCGACCUGCUCCCGGAGCUCAACAGCGCCGACCUAGCGAUGUCUCUGAGCCCCAAACCCCAUCACCACCAUCAUCACAACCAUCACGCAGCGCACACCACACCGUUUUCCGUCACCGACAUACUCAGCCCGAUCGAGGAGUACCGCAAGCUCGAGCUCUGCGGCUCGCCGUCACCGUAUCACAGGUCCAGCACGGCCGGCAGUACCGGCGGAAGCGCGUCCGGAAGUCCCGGAGCGAUGUCCGGCGGUGGAGGUAACAAUAACGGGCCCGGAGUGGCCCCGGCCGCCGCCAGUUGGCACGUGCAUCCACAAUUUCCGGCACCGCCGCCGCCGCCACCUCAAUACUGUCAGCCCGACAUGGUCUCGUCGUACGGAAAUUCGGCCACGUGGUACGGAACACCGGCCAACGACCCGCGAUUUGCAAGUAGGUUAAUAUUAUUAUAGUUAUUAUUAUUAGGUAUAUUAAAAUAUAUUAGGUAAACAAAAGGGAGAGAUAUUUUAUUAAACUUUAACCGACCAGUUAGAUCAGUUAGAUUGGUGUAUUUUGCAAAUAUAAUUUCUAAUAUUCGUCGAUUAAACGUAUGCAUGAUAAUUUCAAAAUUAAAUUUAAAACAUAUCCCACAAAAGCGUCUGAAUAAAAAUGAAAAUAAUGAAAAUACGUCAAUGAAAUAAAUUGAUAACCCAAAUUAUUAAUAUCAUCAUUUGAUACUCGAUACAUUUUUUUAUAAUAUACAAGUAUGAUAAAUUAAAGAAAUAUAUGAUACAAGUCAAAUUAUUUCAACUAUUAUUAAAUAUCUUCAAAUAAUAAUGCUUUUUAUUUUAUUGCUCAAAAAAAAAAAAAAAAACCACGAAUAUUCAGACAAUAUUUUGUUGACAUAAUGUAAUAUAGUAGUCAAGUAUUUUAAUUUAUUCACAAAAAAACGUACUAUAAUUAUCUAUUAUAAUGCCCGAGAUAGAAUAUUUGUUGUACACAAUAUGUAUACCCACUACCAAUAUUAUAAUAAACAUUAAAUUAAUUUAUACACAUGUUUUCGGUUGAUUAAAGUUCUAUUUAAGAAUAAAACAAAAACACAAUCUGUGUAGGUUGGAAUGGAGGUUUUGAAGGUUUUUUUGAAAAGUUUAUUUUUAUAGAAGUCCUGUGAUAGCACAGUCGAAAUUUUUUGAACAAAUUGUUGUAAUUUCUCGUCUAUAUAAUAUAGUAUAUAAAAAUGAUACAGAAGUUCUAUUAUGUUUAGUAAUAUAAAGAAAAAAAAAAUAAAAAAUAAAAGUAGAUUCGAUAAUUAUUAUUAUGAUGAAUGUCAUACAUACAUUCUGAUAACAUCCCCUCUGAAUAUAUCAUUGCAGUGCAAGAUUUAUAAAACCAACAUAAUUAUUAAUAUAUUUGUGCAGCUUAUUAGUACUAAAAUUUACAAUAUAAUAAAUCCACGUAUGACAAUAAUUUCUUUCUCGAUCGAAAAUUACUUAAUAAUUUAAUAAAUUAUCUAUUAUAUCUUACAGAAUUUGUUGUAACAUAUACAUUAUAAUUGAUAUAGGUUGAACUCAUCAUGUACUCAUAUAGUACAAAAUUUUUAUCGUUUCAAAAAAAAAAAUCGUUUAAAAAAAUAUAUGUACGUUUCGAUUUUAAAUUAGACUUAUUGCAAUGAUAAUAUAAUAUUAUUAUCGUUAAUCGGAGGAUGUUUACGUUUUUUUUCACACAAACGUACCCAGGCGACCGUAAAAUACGCACGGAGGGUGUGCAUUCAGGGUGUCAUAUUGGAUUAGACGGGAGCCGUUUAUCGGAGCCGAACCCCCUUUUCUACCAAACGUUUGCCGCGGGAUAUACACACUAUCUCUAACCGGUUAUUACAACAGUCGUUAUAAUGUCAUUAUCCCUUUAUUUUUUCAUGUUUUUUUUUUUUCAAAGAUAUAUAAGAACAGCCCCAUCGGCCGCGAUUGAUGGUCCCGCAGAACUUUUUAUGUGGGCGGUACUAUGGUAGUAAAAAAAAAUAUUAUAUACAUACAAAAUAAUAAACUUUUCAAACGUGUUACAUUUACAUUUAAAAUCCCCGAGCAAUUUACGGUUAAAACGAGUUACGCUAAACCGAUAUCCAUAAUGAAAUAUUUUUGUAUAGAUUCGACGAGCGGAGUGCGAGAGAUAAAAAAGGUGUUUAAAGAAAAAUGUUUGAAAAGAAAACCUCAAGCUUGGCGUGAUAUCUACAUGUUUUGUGUCCAGUUUUACAAAUGUGCAACAUUGCAAAUUUACGUUCAAUAUGAACCUAUUAUUAAACUUAAAUAUUAGAACAUUAUCCGUGCAACGUUCAUGGUUUUUUCGAUACAUACAUUUUUAAGAGAGAUGGCUAUGUGAAAUAUUACAAUUUAAUAAUAAUGCUUAUAUCUCGCUUGAAAAUUUAAAUAUUGAAAAAAAUAGCGCCAGGUGCAUUGUACGGAUAAUGUUUUUAUUCUCAAGUUGGAUAAUCGAUCAAUUCACUAUAAUAUUAAAACUCAACACACAGUUGUGCCUAUUGAACGUAAAUUUACUAUAUCGUAAAUUUGUAAGACGGAGACAGAACAUGCGGGUAGGUAUCACGUCUUUAUUUUAAACAUUUUGAAUAAACAUUAUCUUUCAUUUCCAAUUAAAAAUUUAAUCACUUACGUGGUUAAAAUGAGUUUUUUCUUUCUUAUAUUUGAGAGUAAAUCUAUACUUUUAUUAUUAAAAAAUGUUUGUUGAAUUUAUCAAAUUUCUAUUUUUAUUUAAUAAAGUUUUUUUUAUAUAGAAAUCUAAAACAGAAACUGUUUAUUUUAUAUUAUACAAUCGAAUAAUAAAGAAACAUUGUAAUAAAAAAUAAAAAAUUGUUCACAACAAACAAAUUAACAUUUUCCUACAGCAGUCCCCUAAUACAUGUUUGUUAUAAUUAUUAUAUCCGAUUUCCCGUUGUUGCCUAAUUCACUUUCAGAUUUAAAAUUAUACCUUGUUGGGUGUUCACAUUUAUUAAUUUAUCACGUUUUUACGACGACAUAAUUUAUUGUUAUAUUGUAGCUACAUCUAUUAUAAUAUAAAUAUAUUUCAAUCUCAGUAGAUAGUGUUAAUGUGUUGUAUAAAGAUACAUUUUAAAAUAUCUAGAUACAGAUAAGGGAUAAUAUAUAGAUACAUAACAACUCAAACAAUACAAUGAAAUUAAAUAUCUAGACGAAGAUUAAUAAUCAGAGAUUUUUUAAUUAAAGAUAGAUUUGUUCAUUAUCAAUUUAUAAAACAAAUGUUAAAAUUACAAAAGUGUAUCAGAUUUAAUACUUAUUAAAUAAUUUUUUGGUUGUGAGGUUGACGUAACUUAAUAAUUUAUUUAUUAAAUCAUCAUACUCUGAUUAACAUUAAUUGAACAGUACACCUAUUAUUUAUAAUAAAUGUAUGAAUUAUGAUUUAAAAAGAUUCAUUUAGAUUUCUAGACAUACGAAUCAAUUGUUUAUCUCAGAUAACUUAUAUGUCAUUUAUCUAGAUAAAACGAAAAACUGUUUGUAUAUGAUAUAAAACGUAAAUUUAACUAAAUCAAUUAUACCGCGUGUGUUUUUAUUAUUGUUUUCAUAGAAUAUAAUGAAUUAUUUUUGAUAAUAAUAAUCGAUAAUAAUCGUCUUCUAUUUUAAUCGCGUUGGGUGCUUUAUAAUGAUAUUAUUUUAUCGUGUAAGACGCGAUAGAAUAUUUUAUUCCGUAAUAUUAAAUAUAUAAUACCUACGCAUAUACCGAGGCUAAAUCAAACGUCUUCUGAAAUAAUACGCUAUGAUGAUGACCUCCAUAUCAUAUCAUAUAUACGAGCAAUAAUAAGUUCUGUACGUGUAUAUAGUCAAAAUACUAUAAUAUAUACCAAGUCUGUUGGACGUUACCAAGCAUAUUUUUCGUGUAUGUGUGAUGUUUGUUCCUGCUGCAAUGUCCAUUAUUUAUACUAUUUUAUUAUGAAUGGGCUGUAUACCUAUAUGCCUACCUAUAUACCGAUAUAUAAGUACGAUAUACGGACGUUAUUGUACAUCUCGUUUAUUCCGUCCGACAUUAAAAUAAUAUUUGUCACCCUGUAUAAAGCUUGUGCUGCGGUGUUUGUUUAAGAAAUAUUUCCAAGGCCCGGGCUUCAAUGCGCGUACAUAAUAAUAAUAAUAAUAAUAAUAAUAAUAAUAAUAAUAUAAUAUAUAGCUACCGCGAUGUUUGGCAAAUACAAAUACGGCGACCGAAACGAAUUCCAUUCGGGAGGAGAAAGAGAGAGGCAUCGUAUUAUAGAACGGCGGGCGAGAGUACGGCGGGCAGGUAUAUACAUACAGAAAAAGACUCAUUAAAAUUUUCGUUGCUUCGAAAACUUAGAAAAACAUUGACGCGGUUUUGGUUUUGACAAACAGGUAAAAAAAAAAAAAAAAAAAAAUAAAAUAAAAUAUACGUCGACGUUUUCCGACGACGACGACGGCCGCGACCGAGAUGCCCCUGACAAUGCGUUUGUUAUUGGUUUAUUAUUAUUCAAUCGGUACAAACGACGAACCCUCUCUCCCUAGUCGGCCCACAGCCGUCGGAUAGCAAUCAAGCUAUCAAAAUAUUAUCUUUUCUACCGGGGUUUUUUUUUUUUUUUUCCGCUCUCUCGGUCUUUCGGACGGGGGACACCCACGAUGCGCGGUGACGCAGGAUAUUAUUAUUAUGUUAAAAGAUCACUGCAUCGGGACAGGUAGCUUCUCUACAACAAUGAUAAUAAUGCCCGUUUUUAAAGGAACCUUUCGACGUUCACCACACACACAUUUAUAUAUAUAUGUAUAUAUAUAUAAUGGCGUUUCUUCCGAUUUGUUAUCCAGAUAUAAUUUUCAUUCAUUCGAAAAUCGGUGGCAAUGCGCGUAUACGUACCAUAUAUAUACAUAAUACGAAACGCCCACUCGAUAUAAUAUAAUAAUAAUAAUAUGGAAAAAAAAAGAAAAAGGUGUCGGAUGAGUCAAUCGCGGAUAAAAUGCCCAAUACCCGACCGGAUAUCCUUAUUUUUAUACGGCCGUCUUAUGCGAUACGGUUUUUUAUACGCGCUUAUCGUAUAUAAUAUCGUAUACAUUAUUAUAGGUUUUCAAUAUACCCGAACGGUUGUUAACGCGUUGUCCCUCUUUUGUGAUGUAUACAAUAUAUUUUAAUAUCAUACGCCACGUUGCCGAGCCGUUGAAAAAGGAAAUGCGGAAUUAUUGAUGUGGGCCAUAAUAAUAUUAUUAUUAUUAUUAUAUAUAUAUAUAUAUAUAUAUAUAUAUAUAUAUAUAUACAUAUACACACGGAGGGGCGGCCAUUAAAAUAAAUUGUGUUCGUCAAGGUCUGUCAAACCCGACCAUGUUUUUUAUUUAUUAUUAUUAUUUUUAUACAUAAAACAUCGAAUGGAACUCGUUAGAUAUAAUAUAGGUAGUUGUACCUACUUUUUUUUUUAUUAUUAUUAUGUUUUAGUUUCUCGUACUUAGGUUUAUGUGCAGCGUAUAGCGUAUAGUAUUGGAAUCGCGGCCUAAACAUAACGUGAGAAUUUGUUGCUUGAGAAUAUUUUUUUAUAAUAUAGCAUUUUAUUUGUUCCGAACUUAAAACGGCAGUAUAGGAUAUAUAUCAAUGUACCCACAUAAGUUUUCGAAACAAUUAGUGGAUGCGUAUUAGUUAAAUUCAAAUAAACAAUAUUAAAUUAUUGCAGGAAGAGAAAAAAAAAAACGUUUUUUUUGCAAACAAAAUUUUACAUGCCGUAAAAAAUAAAUCUAUUUACAACAUAAGAUGAUUAAAUUUAUCAACUUUUGAGCUAUAAAGAAAAAAUAAUUAAUACCUUAAUACUAAUUAAAAAUUAAAGUUUUAAAUGAUGUUUUAAUUAAACGUAAUUUAUAAACAAUGUGAAAUUUAAUUAAAAAAUUACUAAUACAAGUAAAAAAAGACGAACAUAUAAUAGUUCGCUCAACGCGCGGGUGAACCUCUGUUGUAGGCGGAAAGUUAUAGUAAGGUAGAAUGCAUAAAGUUAUCUAGUUUAUAUAUUGUAAACAGUUAUAAACUAUUGCUAAAGAAAAACGAUUCGGAGCGAAGGUCGGCUAUACAUGUUUUAAAAGGCCGUAUUUAUGAUUUUCAUAAAAAUUUGAUAUUAAAGUUCUUAUAAAAAAAAAAUAUAUAUAUAUAUAUAUGAUAAACUCAAGUUUUUUUUUGAAAAGUACGGUUUAUAAUGAGCUUCCUCUUAAAUUUGCAUGCUUUUCUGUUUAGUCAAAUAAUUUUAUACACAGUGUACCUACCUACCAAAUAAAAACUAGCAAAAUAAAAAUGUCUAAAAAUAGCUCAGAAAUUAUAAAAAUAAAUAAAUGUUUUAAAAAUUUCAUCAAGUCUAGAAAAGACAAAUAUAAUUUUUUUGUUCAAAUUUAAUUUCUCCACAAAUAUUUUCAAUUGAAUUAUAAAAAAAAAAAAUUCAACAUAAUAUAUUUUGUAAAAUUUCUCGAUUUUUUCAAUUAUUAUGAAUACUGCUAGGAUAAUCAAAAAAUGCCCUCCCUAGAGUACCGACUAAAUAUGAUUUCAAUUCAGAAAAUUUGCUACACUUGAUACAUCGGAGCAAGAAUUCUGGUAGAAAAGUGGUUCACAGAAAAAAAAAAUGAACAAUAAAUAAACGUCAUUGUAAAACGAAUGCAUUUCUCGCUACGCUCCGAAUCUAAAAUUUGAACAAUAACAUAUUAUAAUUAGGUAUUUAAAUAUUAAACAGUUUAAUAUAAAAUGAUUUUUCAGAUAACGUUUUCUAUGAAUGUAAAAAUAAAAAUCAAUAGUAACCACCAUAGAUUAAUUUCAAUAUAUUUACAAGUCCCAGCACAUUUUUGGUACUUAGUAAAAAUAGUUAUAUUUUAAACUUGGAGGUGUCGACCCUGGGCCAGAUUAAACUUAAAGGGGACCGGGUCCACCCAGAUCACCCUUGGCUACGUUCAUUACAUAUGUACGAGUAUAAUGUAUAGAUAUUGUGGGUUAUCUAAUUCAAUGUUACCAUGUUAAAAUAUUACGAUCAAACAAAUUGAAAGUGGUUAACGAGAAAAAACAUAGUUAUGCGUGAAAUAGGUUUAUUAUAUAUAUUUUGAGCUUUUUAACUGUUCUUCAAAGUUUAAGUAUUGCUUAUAAAUCCCAAUAGUAAACAUAUCUUUAAGCAUUGAAACUUUAGAACGAUAAUCUGACAAGUAUAUACAACCCGUAUAAUAACAAUAAAUUUAAACACUCUCUUAAGUAUACUCGAGUACAUAAUAGUGUAUAUGUAUAUUCAUUUAUUAUAGUAUGGAUCAGUUAUUGUAAUGUAACUUAUGUAUAAUAUUAUAUAUUUCUAAAAUAAAUUGUACACUUUAAUUUUUAUUGAUUUAUCCGUGAAAAUUAUUUUAAGUUACCUUUGCAAAAAUUUGAAAUAAUUAAUUAAAUAAUCUACAUAAUGCGUAAUAUAAUAUACUAUUUUAAAAAUAUAUUAUAAUUAUAAUUACUUAAGUAUAACUUCGAUUAAAUGUUAAAUUAUUUUUUCGAUAUUUUGAUAUUCAAUGCUAAUACCUAUAUAAUGAUGCACACGUUUUACGAUUAUAAUUAGUAUUUCUAUUAUGUUUGAUGGUAAUUUUUAAAUAUUUCGAUUUAAAUGUAUAAUCUAUUACCUAUUUACGAACAGAAAUAAAAACUUAGUAUAUUGCGAUUUUGUACAUUUUGCUCAUGAUAAGGCCACUAUUGUAGGUAGGAAGUUGAGUAGGUAAAAUAUAUAAAGUAAUUUAAUAUAUAUUCGUACGCAAUAAUAAAUUAUUGCACGCGAAAAACAAUUCUGAGCAAAGUUCGGUUAAUCAUGUUUUGAUAAAAACUUAAAUUGAUAAUUGUAUUUAUUUAUAAUAAUGGUUUUAAUCAUAAUAAUUAUUGAUUGUCUUUUACUUUCGUCUCGAAUUAUUUUUGAGAAUUUUUAUAGAACCGUCACGUUUACGGUUUACGUCGAAAUUUGAACUCACUAUAAUAAAAACAAUUUUCUCUACGGAUUUUCGAUAUUUUUAUAUUGUCAUUAGAUCUCGUAUCAAAUUUUCGAGCAUUUUUGAGAAACCGACAAUUUGACAAUCAUUUCAUAUGACAAUAAAUAGCUCAAAAAUUUCAAAAAUAUUUUGCAAAUUGUAUCACGUCUAGUAUAAGCCAUAGGCUAAUAUAAGUAUUCAAUGGAAAUUGAAGAUUUCUAUGAUUAAUUCUAUCUGGAAUUACCAAAAAAAAAAAAAUAUAUAUAUAUAUAUGUAUAAACAAAAACUGCAGAAUCCGGUCGUUAUUGCAUACUUAAAUAAUAUUCCUAGUAUAUGGACGAUGUUUUCCAAUUAUUAAGAUAACUACAAGGAAUAUGAAAAAAAACCCUCAUUAAUUCACCAACUAAAUAAAAGUUUUACCAGAAACUUAUCCUUAUGUUGAUGAUUGGGCAAGAAAGAAAAGUAAAAAGAAGUAGAAGUAGAAAAGUUGUUUUUAAACAGAAAAAAACAAACAUUACAGUAAAACUAAUAACUACAUUACUCGCUACGCACAGAAUCUAAAAUGAAAUAAUAUCGUAUGCUGUCUAUUGCUAUGGUUAUCAAACUAUAAGUUCGUAAAUUAAAAUAAUUUUUAUAUGUUACGUGGUAUGACUUGCAUCUAUUAAGUGUGGCAGCUAGUAAGCUAAUUUAUGUGAAGGGAAAGUUCAUAAUCUACAUAUUAUAUUAAUUAUUUAAGUUUAUUUCGAAACAUAUACUAUUAUACUUAUAUAGGUAAUAUAAUAAAUAUGUAUUGAUACUGAAAACUACUAACUUAUUUACUUCAAGUGAUGUUUAAAUGUUUAUGAAAUAUACAAUUUUUAAAAUAAAUUUUAUUAAUUUCUAGGGAAAAAUGAAAUAUUUCACUUAUUUGAAUAUUUGUCCUUCAUACCUAAUUUAAUUUAAAUUUAUCAUUUAUCAUAUUUUCUUCAAUCGUUCUAAAUAUAAAAUAAAUAGCUAUUAAACGAUUCAGAACGUUGUAGUUUUCUGCCGGAUGAUUGCUUUUCGAUUGGGUAAUGAGAAACAGUAAUAAUUCAAUUUUUUUUUUUUAUUAUUCUUUUAGCGAGUUUAUUUUAAGAAAAAAAAAUGUAAAAUCAUAAUGUACAUUAAUUAAAUUAAAUUCCAAGAAUUUAAAUAAGUUUUUAAAAUUAAAAUUAAGUGAGCAAGUGUGCGAAUUUUAUUCCAGCUUAUUGACCUAAAACGUCAUAUCCGUCCAUAAGAACGGCCGCAUACUUCCUCUUAAAUGUGCACCGGGCAGAAGAUUAAUUGAAAAAUCUUCUUAUUAAGAUCAGAAUCGUAAAACUAAUAUUUUAUACGAUUUUGUAAAAUAAUUCCCUACAACUAUUUCAAACCCAAUAAUAACGUAUUAAUUUGUUUAUAUUUAUGUGUUAAUAUAAUUUAAUUUAAUUAGGUAUAACUACUAAAACAUUUUAUAUUAUAUAUGCACGUGUACACGAACUUACAAUAGAAUAUUUUAAAAUAUUGUACAUGAUCACCUACACACACACACACACACACACACACACACACACACACACACAAACACACACGCGAAUGAGUGCUCACGCAAGUACCCACAUAUUUUAUUUUUAUCGACACGUGUCUUCGGAUACAUAUAUUAUACAGGUAUAGAGCGUGCAUACUGUUUUUAUAUCGAUUCUUCGACCCCUGUUUGGUGAAAACCUGUCAAAAAUCGUCUCCGGGUAAUAUUAUAAUAUUUUAUGUGUACAAAAAGCUUAGAACCUAUAUAAUAUAUCGCACGAUCCAUUUGUAGUUGACAAGGCGCUCCUAUAAUAAUAAUAAUAAUAAUAAUAAUAUAAUGUUUGCUUUGUGACCGGUAUGAACAAUGUGCGUGUGUGUGUGCAUGUGUACGACGCGGAUGGGAAGGGGGAGUUACCGCCAUUAAAAUACACAUCGUCCGUGGCGUAUUACGUCCUGUCGUUAAAAUAUUACAAUAAUUGGGACCUACCGAAUAUUAUAUUAUUUAACGAAAUAUAAGGUAAACACUCAUAUAAUAUAUUACUAUUAUUGCUCCAAAGUGCAGUUAUACCGGAGUUAAGUACCUGUAUAGUUUAAAUAAUAUAUGCAUAUAUGAGACCGGAUUUUUACGCGUUUAAAAUGCUAAGAUUAUAAUAAUACAUAAGAUCUUUUAAUGCUCUAUAGUCUCUGUUAUCAUUAUAGUACCUCUAUUAUAAUAUCAAGUAUUUACUUUAAUUUAAAAAAAUAAUAAUAAUACAUAAUAACAUUUUUAAAAGUAAACAAAAAAAAAAAGUUUAAAUUAUGUGCAUAUAGAAUAGUAAUAAUAAAAUUAUGAAAUAAAACUUUCUACUUUUUCUAUAAUAUGGUUUUUAGUAAAAUAUACAUAUUAUAUAGGUACUCAGAGUAUAGUUGUAGUUUUUAAUUGAAUGGUUAACUUUUUCGUUCAAAAUACGGUCACCGGAGUCAAAUCAGCUGAUAAUUGAUGACAGUCGUAAUUUUGUUUUCCAUAGAUCAAUACGUGUUUUGAAAAAUUCCCUAAAAUCUUAAUUUAUUCUUAAAAAAAAUUAUCAUAUUAUGUUCUUUGAAAUACAGUAACAAUUUUCGUAAAUCCAGUUUAUUGACAAAUGAUAAAAUUAGAAAACUUACCUAAUUAGAGCUGCUUAUAGAGUUACUUAUUAUAAUAUUUAUUACAUUAUCAAAAAAUUAUAAUGACUGUGCAAAUGUAACGGAUUGAGACACUGAAAAUGACAGAAUUAGGCGAAAAUUAUUGAGUAUUGAUAAAUUAAAAUCAACGCCAAAAAAAUUCAAAGUAUUAUAUUUAAACACGGCGUCGUUUAACAGGAAUAUCAUAAUGUAAAAAUGUGCACACAAAAUCCAUUUUCCGUUUCAAUCGUUAGGUUUUGAUCAUUAUUCCAGUAACAUGACGAUUAUUAACACAUUUAUUUAGGUACGCUAUUAUAGCUGCCAAUCAUUUUGAUCGGGUGUGAAUAUAAAUAAUAAUCUGCCAAAGGGUAUAAACGCGAUAUAAACGUUAUAUAUAUACAUAAGCGAUGUUAUGAAAUAUUCAUGAGCUAAUAAACGAGCAUCUUACAAGGUGAUCAUGGUUGAAAGGGGCGUCGCAGGGAACAUUCGAGACCCUUAUAGUGCACACACCGCGGCCGAGGUGUAUAUACGAACGUAAUGAAUUCCCAAUGAGCAUCUUGUUUUUAGUCACCGAAAGUCGUUGACCUUCUUAUGCAUAUAUAUAUAUGUAUACAACCACCAUGCCAAAAAUUCAAAUUUAUAACAGUAGUAAUAUAUUACGUGGUUUUUUUGCAGUAUCCAGAUUGAUGGGCUCGUCGAACACCUCGAUGAACGGCAUGACAAAUAUGGGAUGCGAUACCAAGCCGCCUCUACAGUUUCCGCUCACCCAGAGACGAAAACGCAGGGUGUUGUUCACUCAGGCUCAAGUGCGUAUCAAUAUAUACAGCUAUAUUAUGUUACACUGACAUUUUAAAUACGUUUCGAUAUCCGUAUACAUUUUAAUAAAAAAUUAUGCUGCGGGUAUAUAAUACUAUUUGCUGUUUCUUGCCUCUUUUAAUUAUAAUAUAAUAUGCACUUAUAAACAGGUAGCACGCAGAUACUCGGUAGUGUUAUUUACGCGAGGAUACUAGAAUAAUGACUAGGUAUAGAAAUGUGUAAUACAGUAGGUAACCGAUAUUUGACGGACUUGAACACAAUUUUUCCAUUUUUACGUUGUAUUCAAUUUUAAUUUUAAACAUAUUAUAUCUCUGGCACCAGGUAAAAAGGUCAAUUAAAUCAUUUGCAUUAAAAAAAAAAUAUAUAUAUAUAUACUCGUACAUGGAGACAAAUGGCGGAAAACAAUAGAAAAUUAUAAAAAUAAAUUUCGAAAACCGUCCCGCUCCUUUGAGACCGAAGAUCAUGAUGUUAUGUUCCCUGCAACGCCGCUACACCGAAAUUCGACGCGGAACACAAUUAACUAAUUAAUUGAAUAUUUCAAUUUAACAUCACUAUUGUUAUUUUAAUAACGCUAUAUUUUGAACGCGCAAACGUACGCAUCGCUGUUUUUUUUUUCCAUAUUUAAGUGCCGUUCACCUCUAUAUAAUAUUAUCCUGAAACCCAAAACCGUAUUUACUAUUCAAGUUCAUAUAUGCGUUAUAUAUAUGGGUGUUUACAGCGCACUUAAACUGUCUCAAAAUCCACAUUUCUCGUAUGUCGUAUAUAUAUAUAAAAAUGUAAACACAAUCAGGCGUCACGUCAAAUCCACGAAGGCAUCGUUUUGACACGAACACAUCCGUCCCAUUUGUACAUUGUCCAAAUAUUAUAUCCUUCCCCUCCGACUUAUGCGUAUACGUAUAAUAUUACGCGUUCCCUUUCUAUAAAAUCUAUGUAAUAUUAAAUACCAUCUUUUAGAAUAACAAUAUGCGCUUUAACCUCGGAAUAUUAUAUCUGUGAGCCUGUGGCAAACCAAUGUCGAAGAAAAAAAAAUUAAAUAAUAAUACGUAUAUUACAAUAAUUCUAAAUUUAAUAGGUGAUUCUAAUUUUACGUUAAGUUUAUGGAAAUAAAUUACUUUUUUACAACUUCCAAUUUACAAUUUAUUUUGUUUAAAUUUGCUUUUCUUGUACUAAGCCACAAAUAAAUAUUAUACAUUAUACCAUUAUUAUGAUAUAUACUUAAUAUUUGUAUAAUUUCAUCAGGUUUAUGAAUUGGAACGGAGGUUCAAACAGCAGAAAUAUUUAUCGGCGCCAGAACGAGAACAUUUGGCUAGUGUAAUCCAUUUAACUCCAACGCAGGUAACGAUAAUUACAUUUUAUUUCAAUUAUUUACAACGUUUCGGGUAUUUUUAUUUUCGCCCAAAUUUAUUGUAUAAUAAUAUUAUAGUUUGUCAUGCAUAAAAACGAUUUUUUUUUUUUUUAAUGUAUCUUUCGCGAUCUUGAAGUUCUAAAUCGUGUGAUUUUAAUCCAAAAAAAAAAAAAUAUAUAUAUUGAACGUUAAAUCAUCAAUGAUCAAGAAAAAGUAAGACGGAGUCCCUAGUACCUAGUUUUUCAGAAAUUUAACUAUACUUUUAGGUGCUACUAUUUGUUUUAAUUGGAACGCAUGAGCUGGUAUUUAUUUUUUUUUGAUUAUCAAAACGCAUAUUUUCAUUAAAAUUUGAACUUUAAAAGUUUAACUGCUUAUAAAAGAAAACAAUUACUUCAUUAAGCUCAACUUUUGUUUACCUGAUAACUGCAACUCAUGAUAAACCUUAUGUUAAAUUUUCGAGUAUUUUCUGUGUGCUAAAACAAUUCUAUCCACAACAAACCGAAUAAAAACUAAAAAAACUCGUAAAUUUCAAAUGGUUAUAAUUAAAAAAUCGACAGAAUUAUGUUUUGAAGAUUAUACCGGUAUUAUGUAAAUAUUACAGUUUUUCCAGUGUCUUUUCUCAAUUUUUAAUUUUUCUUAUUAUUAAAAAAAUUGCAAAGAAAAUCAAAACAAUGAUUUUCCAAUGCACUAAAUAAACAAAAUUGUUCACCGGAAACCACCUCUACAAUUUGAUGAUUGGAUCAAUAUUUCUGAGGAUGGAAAAGUUGUUUACAAACUGAAUAGUCGGCGUGGUAAAGCCAAUCACUGGUUAAGUUGAGUGAAAUAAUUUCAAGCAUUACGGCCACACUAUAUGAGCUUUUAUAUGAGAAUUUGAAAUAUCCGAAGAGAACAUUUAAAAUGUAUUAUUUGGCAUCGGCAUUACAAAAAGACGUUUAGAUUUUGAUUGUGUUAUAAUUUUAAAAAAGAAAUUAUUUGAAUUCUAUUUGUAUUAUGAUUUCUUUUAUUGAAAAUAAAGUUUUCUUAAGAGGGCUUGAAAAUAUUUGGACAGGAGAAAACUACUCGGGUCGUAUGCACAUUCGUUAUUUUCGCGAUAAAAAUAUACUGAAUCGGACUACGAAAUUGUCCUACCCCCUCUCCCUUAGGAUACGAAUAACCACAGCCGAAUAAGCGCCGAGACAGAAAUAUAUCGUGUGAACGUAUUGUGUUCCUCCGAGUAUUUAAGGGACGGCGACGCGUUCACUUCACUGCACGGGCAAAACAUUGCGAUUAUUUUUUACACCGUUACCGUCCUGCGGUUAACAAUAAUAAUCAGUGAAAAUUGCGUGUCUCCUAUUGUAAUACAAUCUAUUGUGCAUUUGUCCCGGAUUUGUCGGAAAACGGGACGUCGCCGUUUUUCCAGACUAUAAAGUGGCCGGCGGGGGGAGUGGGUGGAGGGUGGUGGUGAAGGUGGCGGUAAAGAGGUGUGUGUGUGUGUAUGGGGGGAGGGGGGAAACACGUCGUCGAAAAAGCGGACUUUGCAGUUCUUACAGGCCCCGUGCGUGUAAAACGCGUUUGUAGUAUCCAAUAUACGGCCGCCCCCCCACACAUACACGUAUUGUCAGACGGUAUUACAAUACGACGGCGUAUUGUUAACGGUGACAAUUUACACCGUUCGCUCGUCGACUCGAGUGCCGCGUACCGCCGCGGCGUUUAUCAUUACGUACAGUUCGGCAACGGGCGGCGAGAUUAUCGCGGCUCAAGCGAUGAGCCCAUCGAAACGGAUGAUCCCCCGGCUUAAGCGUUCGUCCGCAGCGUGCGCGCGCGGUUAAUGAGGCUUAAACAUUUUCCGGGGUUACGCGUGCGUCGGUCCCACCGUUCGCGCCGUCGCCGCCGCCACCGCAGACCCGCCGCCGCCGCCGCCGCCGGCACAAUGCGGAUACCCGUCGCGUAGUCUGUGCGUGCCGGCCGCGCCGAUUUUCUCUCUGCCGCCGCCCACGUUUACCCACGCGCGGAGAGUCGGUACCGCGAGCGCUCCGCCGCCAUCGUCGAAUAUCCGACCGCCGAGGGCGGGGGCGGGAGGGGGGGGGGGUUGUGUGUGUGUAAGGGGAGGCUUUUAUACAUUAUUAUUGUUAUUUAUUUUGCUAUUUUUUUUUUUUUUUUUUUUUUUUUUUUUUUAUCGUACCGCUUAUCGUUCGGUCGGUACGCGUUAUAUUAUAUAUUGCGGAACUGCUGCAACGGCGCGGCGCGGCGGCGGUGUGCUCCAGCAUAUAAUAAUAAUAAUAAUAAUGCGCACAGACGCCGGAAAACGGGCUACGCGCCCGCGCGCCCGUGUGCGUGUGCGUAUGUAUGAAAAUCGGUGAUGACGGCGGCGGUGCCGCGCGCUGCUGCGGCUACCGCGCGUUUCUGUCGGGGGCACAAAAGCGUUCUCAUUGUGAGCCCUCCGAAAAAUGUCUGAAGUGGCGGGUGAGCGAGAGAGUAUAUACCCGGCACUCGAGAUGAUCGGUAUACGUACACUCGCGCGCACACAAACACACGCACACACACACUAGCGCGCGCGCGUACGCUCACAAUAAUAUACCCGGUGCGCGCGACGGCGGCGGCAGAACAAUGGCCGACAGAUUGUGCUUGGUACGCGCGGCGUAUACCGGGGCGCCAGAUGUUGCGGCAAAGAGCCCCGCGCGCGCGUAUACGUGUAUGCAUAAUGUUAUACGAAUAUAAUCGCUGCCGCGACUACCGUUUUUAUAUAUACGUUUAUUAUUAUUUUUUUUUUUUCUUCUAUUAUUAUUAUUUAUUUAUUUCGCCGUACCGUUUUAUUGUGUGCGCGCGACGACGACGGGGACCCGGCCGCCGGACCCCUCGCGCCCAAAAUGCCGGUCGAGUGGGUCCCCGCGGCCGUAAAAACGGGGCCCCCAGCCCCCGGCAACAAUAACGAUAAAUAUACGCGAGGCGGCCGUAUUAUUAUUAUUAUUAUUAUUAUUAUUAUUGUCGCGUUUACGCGCGCGCGGUGCGCAGUGGCGGCGGAAACGACGGGCAUUGGUGGGCCCGAAUGUCGCGUACGCCUAUAUAUUAUGUAAAAAUACGUGUCGUAUACGUAUUCGCGUAUUUUUUCCGUAAUAUUUCAUUUUCGACAGUAGUUGAACCCGCGGAGUUUUCUUAAUAAUUGGACGAAAAAGUCGGUGGAACGGGAAAGUUUGAGAUGUAAUUCGGUCGAAAGUAAUCGUAAAGACCAGAAAUGUUCGCACAAUACUUUUACGGUUAUAGCUCCGAUUACGUGACGGUCUGUUAACGCUCUGGUUUUUCAGAUAGCGCGGUAACGGUCCGUUAUCACGAUAUAAAUGUUACGAUGCUCGGUCUGCGUUAGUUAUAGUAACACACCGUUUUGUUUGAUAAUAUUUGUUCACGUGACUAUUAAACACGUGACUCGUGUUCGUUUUGGGUUUUUAUUGGUACUUAUUUAUUGUUUGACGUUGCUUCAAGCCUUCAAUAAUGGACGCACAUAAAAGUUGAACGAAAUCAUCAUUUUCUACUUUAUUUUCAUCGUCAGUAUCGGAAUACUGUCUUCAAAACCCGUAAUGUCUAAAUGGCCCACAUCCAUAGUAAUUAUACUAAUAGUAUUAGGUAUAGCCAAGAGUGUAAAAUAAUUAUUCACUUCGCACGCCAAUAUAAAAUAUUUUCAAAGAUCGAUAGCCAUUACGAAUGUUUUAUCGCUGUUUUGAUAAGAAAGCAUCAUAGCAAAAUGAAGAUAAUAACACAGAACACUAAUAUUCAACAACCAACCGGAUGCUUUAACGCUCCGUCAUAUUUUAUAACCAGCCAAUAUUGGUCGGUAACCGACCGACGCACAACGAUCGGAGUUUGUAAUGCUGACUUUUCCUUCUUACGGACGGUUAAAUGCUUAUCGACGCGUAACCGACAAUUGUAAUACCGCCCCUUAGCCUUUUCUAGACGUGGUCAAAUUUUAAAGACAUUCUGACGAUAAUUGAGUUAUUUAUAGACAUUUGGAAUUGUUUUUUUUUUUUUUAAUUGGUGAAGUCUGUAUAGGAUUAUUUAGCCAAACUGAAAUGCUUUAAAAUUUCACAUGAAAAGAAAAAGAAAAGUUGAACGUGUAAUGUGUUGAUUUUUUUUUUAUAAGCGUUUUAAGAUUAAAUUUCGACGAAAAUUGUAAAAAUGUAUUUUUAAGAAUUUCGCUUUGGAUCGUUUUUCGUUAGUAACGGUUUAUCGUUGCGAAACAUUGUAAUAAAAUAUCAAAAAAAUUAACUAAUCGUUUAUUAGUUUUGUCGAAUAAAGCUUGUUGAACAGCCAACUCAGAAGUCUAAGUUUUCAAGUUUGAGUAUGAUACCCCCCUCUAAUGCACCUCCCUAUCUCCGCCCCUGAAUUGGCAUUAUGAAUAUAAUAUUAUAUGAAGGAUCAAAAAGCUAUCUUAAUGUUUUAACUAAACAAAACGGUUUUAAAUGUUUUUUUUUUUUAUACUUUCUCAUCAACUAUCUAAAUUUUUCAGUUCAAACAAACUGCAGUUAUAGACAUACACGCGAAGAGGAUAAUAGUAGAACAGCACUUUUCAUCUAAAUUAAAUUGGUCGAAUUGUAUUUGGAUUCAGUAAAAAAAGUAAUAAUUGUCUAACUGCAUUAUAUCGGGUCAAAAAGAAGCAACGGUGGGAUAAUUAUUAGAGGAGAGCACGAAAAACGAUUUAUUUAUUUAUUAAACGAGGAAAUAAGUAUUUUCAAAACGUUUAAAUUAAGUCAUUUUUUUUUUAUAAAUAUUUUCAAUAAACCCAAAUUUUUCAAAUCCAAAUUCGACCUUACGCGCGUCAGCGGCGUCGUAAUUACGAAUAUCGUCGGCUUCCCAGCAAAACGUCGUAGAAUUCGAAUUUUUUUUUCGUUUAACUUCUGCCAUAAUUAUUCACUUCUUCCGUACAAUUUUGUAAAAAUCAACAGACGACGUUUUAUACGUGUAGCCGACGAUAUAUUGUUAAAUAUUCUCGGAAUUUAUGCAGUGCCGGCGCUAGGGGAUGACAAAUGGGACAUAAGUCCGAGGUCCCGCGCUCGUUUUGGUUUUAAUGGGCCCCACGGAUAAUUAUUAUACAGGUAUAAAAUCAUUAGCUACACUAUAAAGCAUUGUCCAGGGUCUCGCAAAACUCAGCGCGCCCACUGAAUGUAUGUACAAUAUCAUCGUAUAAUAUUCCCUUGGAACGAGUAUAAUAUUUGUUUAAACGUUUAUUAAAUUCAAUAUACUUGGGUUGCGAACUAAUAAACAUGCACUGAUCGUUUGCGAAACGCUCCGCAAUUGCGUGUGUCGUGCGCAUUGCCGGCGCCGAAAAUUAUGGCCGUAUUUUAUUUUUUAUUUUUUUCACUUCGUUCGCUACGCCGUUAAUUUCGAUACACGUGCACUCAAUUGAACGGAAACCGACGGGCGAAAUUCACGUCCCGUUUAUCGUCGUUUAUACAGUUUAUUUCGCAAUUUACCCGAACGCCUAUGCCUUUAAGUGACCGACAUACUAUUAUGCCGUAACGUUGUGGGCGCCUCUUAUUGGUGCGUAACUGGCUAUUUCCCUACACGCGUAAAUUAUGACGUUUAACCGGUCUGCGGUAGACGCGCGCGUAUAUUGUCACUUGAUUUAAAAAAAAAGAAAAAAAAAAUAAACCCCCGACGACAAAUGUCUACGUAUACACGUACGCGUGUCGUCCACGAACGCGAUAAUACGUGCGUACGUACGAGCGAAUAUAAACACGCGGCGGUUAUUAAAAUCUACGCGCGCAUACGUGUACAGUUAUAUUGUUUUAACGGCACGCGCGCGCCGAGUGGAAACCGGUGAAAAUAACGUAAUACUCGCGGUAUACUAAUCGCCGUUGUUAUGAUAUUAUACGAGUUUUUUUGUGAGAAGAAAAAAAAAGAAAAAAAAAGAAAGGCUUAAGGCGUCGGGACGAAAACGAAAAAGAAACCCCCACCCGCGGGCGAGAAUUGAAAAAAAAAUCGUUUAAUUGCCAUUGUCGGCGGAAACCUAUACGUAUACACACACGCGCGCGCGCGCGCGAGCUGCAGCGCAACGUACCCACGUGAAUGAUACCGACGCCGCGGUGUCGUUUACGCUUAUAUUUAUUAUAUAAUAUUGUACACGUACUAUAGGUAUAUAUGGACAAGUAGCCGAGUAGAAACCGAGUACUUUUGAAAAGUGAAGUGAAUUUAUGUAGGAAUUAUUCACAGAUACUCGUGGCGGCUUCAAGUAUGCCGCGGCGGCGGCGGCGGCGGCGGCGGCGGAUCCCGUUCGGCGUUCGGUCAAAAGAGUUAGUCUUUAAACCGUUAUCCAAAAGCCGCGUAGAGUGCACUCGGUUCGCGAGCACUUUUAAAAACACCUCUUCAACUUUAUUUCCACUUCGUUCCCAUUCACUGUCAAUAUUAAUGUUGGUCAUCUUUUGACUUUCAACAACUGUAUUAUAAUAAAAUAUAGGUAUAUAUAAUAAGCAUAUAAUAUAACGCCGCGACUUAAACGCUGCUCGUUCGUACAGUAUAAUAUCGUAUACCUGGGUAUACCCAUAGUAUAUCCGUUUGUUUCGUUUCCUUUACCCCCUCCCCCCCCCCGUCACUUCGGCCGAUUAUUAUUACAUUACGCCCACCUAAUAUUGUAUACAGGCGCACAGCGCGAUCACGUCUCGACAAGACAUCCGUUGUCUGGGACGGUAUAUUUUUGUUCGGGUAUUAGUUUUAUGCCGCGCCCCUCAUUUUUAGCGGUGAAAUCGCCCAUACGAGAUUUUGAUUCGCCGACCUAUGCCAUUAUUAAAAUCCACAAACGGAUGGGACUGGACGUGGGAGAAGUCGGGUAGCGGAGUGUCAUUUUCGUGCCGGCGGGACGCGCGGUGUUCGAGUAAUGUUCCGUUCCCCUCGAAAAUAACGGUAAUGCAAACGUUUCAAAGUCGCACGUUUCUUAAACGUUCUGAAAAUCGGAUUCCGAAAAAGUUCCCGCGAUACCCUUUAAUAUACAUGUACUACUCGUGCGAACGCUGACAACAUUUAAUACUGAAAACGGGACCGUCGCGUCGUAUCCGUAUCACGUCCGAUGCCCUUGCGGCAGCGCGACCGCACGUUUCGAUGGAUUUUGCGCACGAGCGAAGGAGGGGAGAAGUGUCCGAUUUCCGCAAACAACCGGCAGCGGUGUAGGUGCAUACAUGUGCGCGUGUUUUUUUUUUUUUUGUAUUUUUAAGUGGAGAUCACCGCGCUCCCAUCUGAUCGCCGUACCGCAGCUUUCGUACAACCUUAUUGGUACUUAUACAACACGAUAUGUUGAAAAUAUGAAUAUCAACGACUAUAUAAUAUUAUAGCGAUCCCGCACAGCGAGUCCUGCUUGAACUCCCGACACCGUGAAUUCCCCCCUUACACUACCAAAAUACGUCACUUACCGAAAACCCGGAAACACGUGUCGAGGAUUUGUUUCCGCGUGUCGGAUAAUUGUCUGACGCAGCGUUUGUAGAGAAUAACAUUAUGACGUGUUCUGGUGACGCGGUUUUCAGCAAUCGAUUGCAUUUACUGAUUUAGCGAACGAAUUGUUUUUGACGAUAUUGUUUAACAUAACCAAAGGCAUUUUUCGACAACCGGGUUGCCGAAAUCGGCGAACAAUUAAAAACUGCGUUUUACAUAUUUAUAGGCUUCGGUUACUGGUUAUUCAUCGGUCAAAUAUUGUAUAGUAAACAAAACGUUUAGGCGAUAUUCUAAUCGAAUAGUAAACAACAGCAAAGAACAGCGCAGACAACUGUUUACCGAAAACUGCACAGCCAAAACACACAUAAUUACCGAAAACAUAAUUAUUUGGUGUGUCAUGAACUAUACGCCUUGACGCCUAAGAGUUCACAAAAAAAAUUAAAAAAAUACUACCCAAGACGAACCGCACAACGAAUGUGAGAGCUACAUAAAUAAAUAAAUUAAAAUAGGACAAUUUUUAAACAAUAUAGUAAAGUGUAUGAAUAAAUAGAAUGAACAAUAAUUUAUUUUACCUACCUGCUACUUUGUACGUACUUGUUUGUUAUUUUGUUAAUUUUGAUUGCUAAUAUUAUUGUUUUUUUGUUUUUAACCUAUUUUAUAAAUGUAACUUGUUGACGAUAGUGAUUUGUUAAAACUAUACAAACAUUGUGAAUAUUUUAGGACCCCUCGAAAUAAACAUUUUGACGAGUACCAGUAUUCCGCGUUUUUUAUGUUUCCUUUUUUUUUUUUUUUUGUUAUAAAUUCUAUGGACCGUACCAAUAUUCCGACAGUCUAAUUAUUUAUUUUCAAAUUGUGUUACGUCGAGCAUACUAUAAACGCGUGCCUAUUAUAUUUCGCAGGUAAAAAUAUGGUUCCAAAAUCACAGAUACAAGUGUAAACGUCAAGCGAAAGAAAAAGCUAUGGCCGAACAGAACGCCCAGAAUCAGGUAAGAAUAUACGUCACGACAACGCAUUACAAUAUAUGGCGUACACGUAACUAUCGUAUGGGAAGGGGACGGGUAGGGGGUCAGCGGCAAAAUUUUCCUUGUAAAAAAAAUAUUCUUAAAUCUACACGAAACAUUUGCGAUACACGUGUAUCGCUGGACCUGAACAUACUAUACAAGUUGAAUCGCUUGUGUUUCAGAAACGCCCUCCCUCUAACGGCAAUACGAUAAAAUAUGUGUACUUAAUAAUCGUGUAUCGUAUUACCAUUAGACACGUAUAUGAUGUAUGAAAUCCGACAGGCGACUUAUUACCGAGUUUUCGUGUCUGUCCGCAGGCCCAGAGUUCGCCGAGACGAGUGGCCGUACCCGUUUUGGUGAAAGACGGUAAGCCGUGCUCGGGAGCUUCGGACACGUCGGGCCAACAGCCGGCGCCGGGCGGCAACAACUGCAACGGCCACAGUCCGGCCAUGCACCACGGCGGUCACGUGCCCGUGCCCGUCCAUCCGCACCACCACGGUCACCAUCACCAUCACGGAUCGCCCAACGUGGGGCACCACCAGCAACAGCACCAACCGCCGCAGCACCAGUUGCUCGCCAACACCGCGAUGCCGUACCCGAGACAAAACGUGGUGGGUCAACAUCACCACCAGCAGCAAAACAUGUCCUAUUUAUCCAUUCAAGGACGUGCGUGGUGAACCGUGGCCGACGGCGUUCGGUUUGUUACCCGACUCGAGCAAAUAUUAUACUUAGCGCGUAGACUUUCGGAGUUUGAUUUUUUAUACUGUAGCAUUAUUUUUUUUUUUUUAUACAUAUAUGUACAUUCAUUAUUACACAAUACAGAAUAUUCCGAACAGUGCCGGAAUAAUCGUGGAGUUAUGAUUAUGGAGUUGAGGUGUGAUAGUUUGCGUUACACGUUUCUACAAUAGUAUAUGUCAUUUUAAAAUUACGCAUAGUCGGGAUCGAAUUUAGGGUUUUGGGGUCCUACAGGUAACUAUAGAUAAGUUUAAAUAAAAAAAAAAAAAAAAAAAAAAUUAAAAAUCAAAAUGUGUAGGUAUAUUUAAAUAGCGAAAGUAUUUGCUUCGUGGAGAUUCCACAUAAAUUGAAUUUCGCCGUGAGCCUCUGGGCGUGGAUCCCUUGACCUACCCUUAGAUCUGGUCUUUUAGAUAGUAUAAAACCCCUGUGAAACUAAAUACGUAUAAUUACAUAUUAUCGUGCGUUACGGACAAACGAGCCAUAUACACACAUACAAUACGGUAUUUUAAACCAAACGCAUUAUUAUUAUAACACACUAAAAGUCGUGGUAAAAUAUUUUAGUGAAAUAUUAGGAAAAUGCAUUGUGCCCAAAGCCCCGUGUACACAAAUAUUAUAUUAUAUUAUUUGUAUUUUUGUAAUUUCGAGCUCUUGCGAAGUUAAUUCAAUUUUAGGUACCUUUAGUUUAUUAUAAUAUAAGUAUUUACACACGGUUUCGCGUUACGUAUUUAAACGUGUUAUACAUUACAAACGUCUUUAUCUCUGUGUACCUACACUGUCUUCGUUAUUAACGUCAUAACAUGUAGGUUCUCCAAUCGAGAAUAUUAUUUAUCUUUAUGUAUAGUUACUAUUUAGUCGCGCGAAAACAUUUCUCAAUAAUAUUAUAUUACAUUAUAGAAAAAAAAAAAAAAAAUUCCAUUAUUAUUAGCCGUUUAUCAUCAUAGUCAGAUGUCUUACGAGAUUAUAAUACGUGUACAAUUUUAUUUUUUAAUAAUAUACAUACAUACGCCUGUGAUAGUUUUAUUAUUUUCACGUUGUUUACGUUGUGUAUAUUUAAUAUUGACAUGAAAUUCGAUAUGAAUAUAAUUAUUGUCGUUGUACGUUAUGCCGUAUUAUAAGUUUUAAAGCACCGCACCACCUGCGAAUUUUCUACUGUAUAUAAUAUCAUUAUGAAUUGCGUAAAAUGUUAAGAGCAUCGCAACUAUAGACCGUUUCCAAUGUUUCCAUAGUGUAUUUAUGCCCGUUAAAUACUAUAAUAAAUACGUAUAGGUAUAUACGAAGAAGAAUGUAGUCGAAUAGUAUAUGUUAUCUGUAUUAUGGCAGUGGCGGCGUCGUGAAGUUUUUUUUUUUUCCCCUCCCCCGCACCUUUUCAGUAUGAAAUCGCGAAAAUCCUCGAACGCGAACCCAAGCCCGGGACCAUUAGCUGAAUUCCGGUACUUCGCCGUAUCCGCAAAAAUGCGCGUACAUCCCGCGGUGAUAGAGCGCCGCACGUACGUCCAAUUCGGUCGCGUUUCAUACGUUAUAGCAUGACGCCCGUGCAUGCCGCCACUGAUUGUACAUAUAUAAAACACCGAUGGCAAAAACCGAAGUGUACAUAUUAUAACAAUUUUAGACUAUAAAUCAUGUGCCGCUUAUUAUAAAUAGGUUAGUCUUUUGAUUCGUGUGCAUACAUAUGGCCUAUAUGGUAUGUGCAUGCAUAUAUAUUAUAUAUUCGAAUAUAAAUUCCAACCGUGUGGGCGGUUUUAGUGUAUUCCAGAUGUGUACAUAACAUACGAUUGUACAUAGAUUGUUACGUGGGGCUGUACGUAUAAAUAUAAAAAAUAAUAAUAAUAAUACGAAUCCGCGUACGCGAAAAACGAAGACAACUGCAACGGUACGGUGUAUAUAUACUAUCCGUGUUGCAAUGGCUAAAGGGCCAUUGUUUAAGCGCGUGAUUCCGGCGUGCGCAUGCGUAUAAAAUGGUAUUAACCGAUUAAACGGUUAAGUUUAAUCCGCGUACCUUCACGGCGGUGAUGAGUUAUGGGUAAGGUUAGGUAUUCUACAAACGUCGCGGGAUCGUUUAUCUGUAGACACGUUUAUUAUAAGAGGUAGUAUUAUAUUAUUGCGUAGUGUGUUACUCGCGCGUGCUUUUUCCGUCAGGACCGAUUUCGCGCUGUCAGUGUUGCAAACCGUUUUGAUUAUUAGUGCGAAUUGACAUUAUUAUUAAAAAAAAAAAAAAAAAAAUUAACCGUAAGAAAACAAAAUUAUGCUGCAUCUGUGUUUGUACACGUCGAUUUCCAAGCGAGACGCAACGUCCAUACGCAUCAAUUGCAUCUCGCAAAAAAUUAAAACUAAAAAACUCGCCGACAAUAUUGUAAUAAUUAUGUUCUCGUCGUUUAAGUUUGGAUUACGGGUCAAUUAUUCACGUUGUAAAAUAUUUGAAAACGAUUAUAAACUGCGUAAAAUCGGUUCGGUCGAACGCUGGAAAUUUGCCGCGUCGUACGUUUUUGUUACUACGAGAGACGAAGACCGCACGCGCGCGCACGUUGCCCAUUACAAUAAAUUACACGUCGUUUUUUUUUCAUUAAAAUAUUAUGUUUAUAACUCAUGACUUUUUAUAAGUAUACAUGUAUAUAAGUAUAAUACAUAUAUUAUAAUCAUCACGGUAAUAACAAUAUAUUUUAGAUGUGUGUCCGCGAAACGCUACAGCAGUAUUAAAAAAAAAUGUGCAAAUUAACGUUUUGUUUAUAUAUAAUUGUAUACCUACUUAGCUGCUAUAAAUUGCACGAUUGUAAUUAUUUUGUAAAAUAAAAUUAUUAAAUACUUCUAUAAUAUUACAGUAAUUAUGCCGG